Messenger RNA from Syzygium oleosum, 1006 nucleotides. RefSeq names its product protein CMS1. NCBI's taxonomy places the organism in Eukaryota, Viridiplantae, Streptophyta, Magnoliopsida, Myrtales, Myrtaceae. Bases 49 to 933 code for a protein of 294 amino acids. Gene Ontology annotation, cellular component: nucleus; 90S preribosome. The record is from RefSeq and is a predicted model, not a curated record. The transcript has 6 exons.
CUUCCCUAAAACCCUAGCUGGCAGCUCUAGUCUUGCGUCCCUUCCGCCAUGGGAAGUAGGAGGAGCGCAGCAGCAGGAAGAGGAGGAGGAGGAGGACGUCACAAACCCUCGAGACUCUCUCCCCAAAACCCUCACUCUUCUCAAUCCAAUCCUCGCUUCAAGAAGCAGAAGCAGAAGAAGCAGAGGAAGAAGAAGAAGGAGACCGGCCAGGAUGUCGACGCCCACCGCGAAGAACCGAUGCCGAGCGGCGAGAACGCGGCGGGGCAGCCGCCGGCAUCGGCUUCGGAGCAGCUCGGCUUCUUUCUCGCUCAGUACCAGUCGGCCAACGGCGUCCAUCUCUCCUCUCUCGAGCUGGAUUCCAUCGGAGACACAUGCAUUCUGGAGUUAUCUCAGGGCCCUGAACUAGAUGUUGAUAGCCCGGGGAAACAGAUAAAGGCGGCUUUUGGCCCCUCGUGGAAGGGAGUGCUCUAUGAGGGAACUCUUGAGCAAGGAAAAAUUGAUCCAGGAAGUCCAGCUAUCAUCGCCAUCACGGCAUCUGCCAUAAGAACGAUAGAGCUUCUAAGGGGCUUUAGGUCACUAACUAGGGUGUGUCAUCCAGCCAAAUUGUUCUCAAAGCAUAUAAAAGUAGAGGAACAGGUUGCCAUGUUAAAAAACCGUGUCAAUAUCGCGUGUGGUACUCCAAACAGAAUAAAGAAACUAAUUGACAUUGAAGCAUUGGGGCUUUCUCGGUUAUCAGUAAUAUUGCUGGACAUGCACACUGACGUGAAGGGCUAUUCCCUUUUAACACUUCCACAAGUCAGAGACGAAUUCUGGGAUUUGUAUAAGAACUACUUCCAUGAACGGGUAGUCAAAGGAAAUCUGCAAAUCUGCCUCUUUGGUCCAGUAAACAUCACGAAUGAAAUAAAGGGUAAAAGUAGAGUCCACGAUAAAUAGGCAGCUACUUGUAAAGCGGCAAAGUGUAAACAUUGUAUACCAUUUCUUUGCAAUCUAAAUUUUGUUGAGUUCA